ACAUCCGUCCUUCAGCAGUGUUUUGUGUCAGGUUAGAAGAAAUCUAUAGAGGAGUGGGUGUCAGGAUGAUCACUCUCAUGGUGGAUUUUAUGAGGCUCACUCCUGGCGACAACUAGAUUAUCUAACUAUUGUGUUCUUGAAUGUACCACUCUGAAUGUCUCUGAAUGUACCACUUAUUCAAAGUUGGCUGCCUAACAUCAUGGAUUAUAUGUUGGUUUUCCAUCUGAUGUUUGGCAUCAUCUCCGGUGGACAUAUUCACACAGUGAUGCCAGAACGAACUAACGAUUCCCAAAAAUGUUACGCUACAUGCCCAGCUGGGUACUACAAACGUGGUCUUUGCGGUGGCUCAGCUGGGAAUUAUUCAUGUGAAAGAUGCGGCGAAGGGACAUACACAGCAAUAGAAAACUCUGAAGAACAAUGCCAUAGGUGUUCGUCAUGUAACUCGUUUGAAGUUCAAGCAGAAGAGUGCGUCUCUGACAGAGACACAAAAUGUGUCUGUAAAGAUGGAUAUUACAAAAACAGCAGUGAAGCCAAAGAAUGUUAUCCUUGCAAAAACGUUUCUACGGAUGGACGCGAGAAGUGGGAGAUCUUUCAAAAAGAGUGUCUGGUCCAUUCAGAUUGCAAGAGGAAGUGUGAAGGAUCUUUCACUUCACCCAACACCACAGCGACCACUAUACUCACAGCAGUAUCUCCAACAAGCAGUCAAGAAAAGGACAACCUGGUGGUGUGGCUGCUGGCCGUGGUGGCGGCAGUGCUGGUGGUGGUCGUUUGGCUCCUGCUGCUCUUCACAAAGAACAUGCUCCGAAAGGACGGCUGCUGUCUCUGCUGGACUGCACAGAAGAAUUUGGCUGUUGAGGACCCCAAGUGCAAAGAACAACUCAGUCAUCAAGACAGCAGCCUGACCACGCUGACAAUUAAGGUAUGUGAGGAAACUCCCAUGAUGCCUCUCAAUCAAAGUCCAACCCAUCCGGCCCUCACAAGUCGUCCGUUACCAGACACUGAUCACACAGUUUCCAGACCUGAAGAGCUGUCCGAUCGCUGGCCGGCCAUCGUCCUCUAUACCAUCAUCAAGGCGGUGCCUCUGCGCCGGUGGAAGGAGUUCCUGCGGCUGCUCUCUGUGGCGGACCAAGACAUGGAGCGAGUGGAGCUGGAGGCUGGCCCGGGUCAGGGAUUCACGGAGAGGCAGUACCAGAUGCUGAGGCUGUGGAGCCAGCGCUCGUCUGCGAGCAUGGGAGAGGUUUUCUCCACCUUGCACUACAUGAAUCUGUCCGGCUGCGCCCAGCUGCUGCAGGAGAGCCUGGAGAAACUGCCGCGGAGAUGUGAGACAAAGCAAGAUUCACUGACCUGCGAGGGUCCGACAGACUGCGGUUCAAAUGGAGCAAUGCAGGGCAAGAAUGGCAUAAACAUUGAAUCCCUCAAGUAGUGAUUACAAGCUUUAUCACGUUCUGCGAUGGUAUUCAGGUCUUCAUAUAGGAGAUGAUGCAGCUUGGAGCAUAAAGAGACUCCCUCACGCCUGACGUCUGCCGAUGUGCGUGCAAUGAUCUGGACGUCUGCUGAAUGAGGAGAAAUGAAUCAAACCAUGACAAAAGAAAAUUCCCUUGUUAUGACUGUGUGCUACAGUCAGAGAUUCCUUUAACACACAACCUCACCUCCAGUUUUUUGUGAUUGUCAUGCAAAGACAGAAGGAGCUGUGGUUUCACUGCUCCAAUGGAAAUAUACUCUAUGACUGUAUAGAGGCUCACUAUGGAAAUUGUACAGUAUUUUUUUAACUAACUAAAGACAUCCUCAACUCGAAUUUCUGAAUAAAUAUUUUGUGAAUGUUUGUGAAGCCUG
Messenger RNA from Salarias fasciatus (jewelled blenny), 1833 nucleotides. Its product is annotated as tumor necrosis factor receptor superfamily member 25. Gene Ontology annotation, cellular component: plasma membrane. The record is from RefSeq and is a predicted model, not a curated record. Gene Ontology annotation, biological process: signal transduction. The transcript has 10 exons. The coding region runs from base 155 to 1423 and encodes 422 amino acids. Gene Ontology annotation, molecular function: protein binding. NCBI's taxonomy places the organism in Eukaryota, Metazoa, Chordata, Actinopteri, Blenniiformes, Blenniidae.